AGCUCACGUUGCCUCUUACAUACCUACGUAAGGUAGGUAGGUGGGUAGUGAUCAGAGACGGGCGAUUUUGUCUUUACGAUAUCAAAAUCUAUAAAGGAUUGUGGAAGAUGGCACUGAGCAAUUUCGAGAAGGCGGAGAGACUAGAAAAGCUCUAUUUCGCAUAUGGUUCGAACCUGUCGACCACACAGAUGCAGCACCGAUGUCCGCGUUCUCCUCCGGUCGGCCUAGCGCACCUCACCGGUUGGACUUGGAUCAUCAACGAGCGCGGAUACGCCAACAUUGUCGAGGACGCGGAUAAAUCCGACCCAAACAGCACUUCCGCCCGACCGGGGGUUUAUGGGCUAGUCUACCGAUUGCAUCCCGACGAUGAAGCAACGCUGGACGGAUACGAGGGGGUAGGAUAUGCAUAUGAAAAAUUAAUGGUGAAAAUCGACGGGGCGAGUUUUUUAGAGCGAGACCCGGACCAGGGUUCAUCAUGGACCGCCGUUGAAGCUUCACCUGAGAAUGGGGCCAAGAAACCCACACAACCGGCCGAAGAGGCAGCAUUAUUCGGUCAUGAGGAGGAGGUCGAGCUGCUCGCUUAUGUCGACCCAUAUCGUGUCACACCGUCAGCGCCCAAGGAAGAGUAUAUCGACCGGAUGAACUUGGGCAUCAAAGAAGCAUCGAAGUGGGGGUUGCACGCUUCAUAUGUCAAUGAGGUUAUGCGGUCAUAUAUUCCUGUACGACCGCAUGGGAAAUCGUGACGACUCUGCAGAAGAUUCCACUUCUGUGGAUGGCAGGUCCACGGUACAAUACUAUCAAGAGAGCGAGGGGUGGAAUAAUAAUCCCAGGUCAUGCCAAGUAAAACUUAUUUCUACCAUUGCACGAAUACUACACUUGGUAGAUGAAGGAAGGGAUGCCGAUUGGUUUUCGUAUCGGUUCUUCAAGAGGAAUGAGGGGCUAUACCUAGGUAGUAUGCUGUUUGCCAAACCAUUGUAGAGUCUAAAACCCGAACCCUCUCUUCAGUAUAGUGACGUCCGACUUCCGUCAUUUUCGAGUUCCUCGCCCUGUGAGAGAUACUUACGUA
This is a messenger RNA of Xylaria bambusicola, 1066 nucleotides long. RefSeq lists its product as uncharacterized. Lineage: Eukaryota; Fungi; Ascomycota; Sordariomycetes; Xylariales; Xylariaceae. Gene Ontology annotation, molecular function: gamma-glutamylcyclotransferase activity. The transcript is spliced from 2 exons. The coding region runs from base 108 to 743 and encodes 211 amino acids. The record is from RefSeq and is a predicted model, not a curated record.